Messenger RNA from Ostrea edulis (European flat oyster), 1700 nucleotides. RefSeq lists its product as uncharacterized. The transcript has 4 exons. The record is from RefSeq and is a predicted model, not a curated record. NCBI's taxonomy places the organism in Eukaryota, Metazoa, Mollusca, Bivalvia, Ostreida, Ostreidae. Bases 129 to 707 code for a protein of 192 amino acids.
UGUACUCCAUAAAAUCUUCCAUUCCGAUUGUUAGUGACCUUGGUAGUAAAUCAUCAACUUCCUUCUCAAUCUUCUUCCAAGUAUUGGAAGUUUACUUCAGCUGUGUAGGAUCAUGUAUUGCCUCCAAAAUGCAUUUCCAUUCAACGUUCUUUGUGAACAAAGGUCUACUAGAGGAAAUAAUUGUAUUCACGAUAGUCAGAAUGCCAAAACUAUUGAUAAAAGGAGCAAAUGGAAUUGAAAUGCACAUUGAAUGUGAUGAAGCAACAAAGGAAUGUCUUAUAUCUGGUGAUACAGACCCUCAAUUAAAGGACAUGAUAGUUAAAAUGCUCAUCGCGCAGCAAUGUCCCGAGCCCACGGUAUCACCAGCUUUGGAAGGAACUUUUCAAAGAACACCUUCAGCAACAUCAAGUGUUGAUAAUUCAAAUCCUAAAUCUCAGGCUACACCACAGUUGAAAGCACCAGGUUCAUCUUCAUUCACCCCACCAUGUCCAUCUCCACCCGUGGCUCCUCCCCCCUCAAGUGCCUCAUGUAGCUCAUCCUCAAGUGAUGAAAUCUCAGCUGCCAGUGUGCAUGUGUGGAAAGAUAAACAGGAGGAUAUGCUUGUUCACCUGCGUCAUGAGAGGCAAGACUUGUUUGAAAAAAACCCAGAAAUCAUGGAACUUUAUGGAACCAAAUACCAAAAGAUUUGUCCAACAUUUUUCACAUGAAAAUAACACCAACACAAGCCUUAAACAAAUACAACAACUUAAAGAAGCGAUGGAAAGAAAUUAUUGAUUCGGGAACGGGGACAGAAAGAAAGUAUUUCCGGUUGAAAGAGGAGUUCGAUUUAAUGUAUGGAACGAUACAAUAAUCAAAACCGUCUUUUAUAAUGGACAGCAUUACCGGUAGUACAUGUUACAACAGUGAGUCAAAUGAAUGUCCUUUUAGUGAAAAAACAAAAACCACCUCAACCAAUUCAAAGAGUCCAAAGAAGAAGGCGCAAAAAUGUGCAAAAAAGAGGAAACAGGCCCAAGAAAUAUUGGACCACCUUGAUGUUAAAGAAAAAAAAAUUCAGUGAGAAAAUUGAAAAAUUCCAUGCAGAAAAGAUGCAAAGAAUGGACAUGUUUCUUGAUUUAUUUGAGAAGUGUAUUGAUAAAAAUGGAAAUUAAUCUUCUGUACAUUUGCAGACUAGGCUAUUUUAAGGUGCUGUAUACUUAUAGUGUGUUGAUUUGACAAAAUUAUACAAGACUCAGGAUCAGAUUGAUCAUUUUAUGGAGUCACAUAGGUGACUUACUAUUAUUGGUCUUUAGUAUGUUUAUUUGACAAAGUUAUAAAAGACUCGAAUGAUAAUGUUACAUAGGUGACUGUUAUUUGUCUUCAAUAUGUUUGACAAAGUUAUACAAAGCCCAAAUAUGGGGUUUUCUUUAUAUCAAUCAUCCAAGCAGGUUGUUGAUAUCAGUAUUUUUUAAAUAUUACUUUUUUAUAAAUCUUGUUAUUGUUUUUUAAGUUCAUUACACAUAAAGAUAUAUGCGUUUGUUACAAUCAAAUAUUUGAUUAUAAAUUUUGGAAAAAAAAGUUUCUUGUCUUCAGUAGUGUUUUGUGAAACUAAAUAGUACAUAAAGUUUUCUUGAAUUACAGAAAAUUUGGACUGCAGUUUAUCUAUGCUGCAUUGUCAAAUUAAACUGUUGGGGUAAAAGUUUGUUGGAGAAUCACAUUAUCAU